This is a messenger RNA of Cherax quadricarinatus, 824 nucleotides long. RefSeq lists its product as uncharacterized. The record is from RefSeq and is a predicted model, not a curated record. NCBI's taxonomy places the organism in Eukaryota, Metazoa, Arthropoda, Malacostraca, Decapoda, Parastacidae.
UAUGUAUUGUUUUUUAGCAACAAUGUCUAGCAGUAGUAACGACCGGUGGAUCCGGGCAGCCAUGCCCCUUGAAGAAUGGUUUGAGAUGGGUCACAAGCAUGGAACCUUCUUAGCUUGCUAUGUUUUAACGCUGGGUUCUCCUCAGCCCCUCGACCACAACCACGUCAAGCAAGCACUACUUCACUUGUACAGGAAAGUGCCCAGCCUCCGCUUGAGUAUGGACACCCGUGACGGAGUCCUCUGGUUCAAGGAGUGUACUCGUGAGACGAUAGACUUUGAGGUGGUGACAGAUUGUGACCUAGACAAUGUUGUAUCCCAUCUUAGGACGUAUCGAUACAACUGUAAACUAGGUCCCAUGUGGUGUGCUAGGUUCCUCCCUGCAGCCUCUGCCACUGUUGCCGGAGAAUCUGAAGCUGCAGUUGCUACACUGAUUCUAUCUCUGGCGUUCCCCCUGAUGGAUCCACUUCCCAUUCUGAUACUUUACCUGAUACUAGCAAACGCGAGGACAAGAUGUUGGAUACAGCUGCUGAAGCAAAAGCCAGUGCUGCUAAACGGGAGGCCACUGGUGCUAUUCCCCGUGCGGCUCCUUGCAGUGGCUUUCAUCCCCGCCCUCCAUGGCUUUGCUUUCCUCUGCUCUCAGUAGGUCUGACUUUUCCUUUGCCCGUUGCACUGCUACACCUUCUACAGAAUCUCCACCUUUAGGAGUUGCUCCUCCUCCCUCUCCAGACUUUCCAAAUGGCCUUGCAUCUUCUCAACCUCCUUCCUCUGAAGGAUCUCUGAAAUCUUCAUCCAAGUCUUCAGAGUCUAUCUCUUUGCCUUCUUUU